AUUCGUUCAUUCGUGUGUAUCCACCUUAAUGCAUCAAAAUUACAUACGCAUGCGCCGUUGACCCCGACACCCAGUUAUUGUCCUGUCCUCGUGAUACGCUCGUCGGAGUAACGGAGCGAGUGUACGAAAGAUUGUAUCAACGAUAUUGCAGACUUAACGAAAGAUUCCUCAGAAAUGACGAGUCAUAAUUACCUGAGCGACCCGAAGAAUCCGUUCUUUUCAUUGGAGGACGACAUAGACGACGAGACGUUUCUUAGAGUCGCGCCACCCGGAACUCGACCUGUAGAACGUUAUCACGAUAACGACUUUGAGCAGAAACGCCAACAAUUGUUGCAACGUAAAAGGGAUAUAGAGGAACGCACGAUACAAUCCUCCGAAAGAUCAGUCUCACUCUUAAGAGACUCUGAGCAAAUUGGUGCAGCCACAGCUGAGGAAUUAAUCAGGCAAAGAGAACAGCUGCAAAGAACAGAGAAAAGAUUAGAUGAUAUUAACAGUACAUUAAGAUUCAGUCAGAAACAUAUUCAAGGUAUAAAAAGUGUCUUUGGUAGUUUGAAAAAUUACCUCAGCGGUAAAUCUCUGGAUGCUCCGAUACCGUCAACGAAACUGUCAGAAUCUUCUAGUUCUGGAUCUGUAACAUCUCCAGCAUUUUCUAAUUCAUUAGAACAAGUACAAAGUAAUGUGAGCAAUUCAUAUUCGUCAGUGAAAAUAAAGGGAGGCUACGAUGAUAAUGAUUACGAAGAUGCUAGACCUCCUAAGGACAAAGUGACCAAGGCUUUGGAGCAGAAUUUAAAUGAAAUGAGUGGGUCACUGGCGAGACUAAAGAGUCUAGCAAUCGGUCUGUCCGAGGAAAUAGACUCGCAGAAUGAUUUGAUUGAUAACAUCACUGAUAAGACAGAGAAGGCAGAUAUAAUGUUGCAGAAGCAAAACAAGGACAUGUUACAUUUAAUGAAGAAAUAAGUUACAAAAAACCGUCAUUAGAUGUCUCGCUUGUAACACCAUGAUAUUAAUUCUUAUACGAAGUACAGAUGUAUGCUAUACAAUGGAAUGAAUCUUUGACACUUAUUUCUACCGUUGAAUGUGGAAUAUAUACCGCUAAACUCGUGAUUAUACUAUGCGGCGCGUUUUAUAGAAUUUUUCACAAGACGCGAUUGCGAUAAUUAUAAUAUAAUUGUAAUAGUACAACGUUAGAAUGAUUUGUCAUUCUUCACAUGAUCUUUGAUAGAGGAAAGAUCUACUUGAGGGAGAGGGAGAGAGCUGUUGCUGCGAAAUUACAUAUAAUACAAAAGUAUGCUUUAUACAAAAGUAUGCUACACGAGUAUGCUAAAAGAGCCUUUGAUUGACGUUUCUCAAGAUUUUGUAGCUUUUUAAGACAUGAAAGCUGUGAUAAGCGUGCACCACCCAUGUGUAAUGGUUACGUCUUAAGUCGAUAUUUUACUAUCUAUUAAUACAAAACAUUCAUUUUUUAUUGAAAAAAUGAAAAGAUUGGCAAAACAAGUUUCGUAUAUACUGGCAUAUAAUAAUAUGGAAAUUAAAAAUUGUUAGUUUCAUUAUAUUUAAUAAUAUAUCUAUGUUAUGUAUGUAAAAUAUUCGUUGCAUAAUAUUCGUGCGGAUUAAUAUCACUCACUUUCCCUUUUGUGAAGUUAGAUUUCACACACCCAUUCAUUCACCCACAUACACACACACACACACAGACAGUUUAUUUACAGUUUAUAUAACUGAAAAAUAUCCUAUAUGUACUGCGUGCAAAGAAAUGAUUUAUAGAAGACGAAGAGAGUAAAGGUGUAUCAUGUAUAAUAGAAUAGACAAUAAUUGUAUAUACACAUGGUUAUAUAAAAUUCGUCAAAAUUUUAAUGUUCUCUCUUUUAUUAUAAAUUAUAGAUGAUUACUUAUAUCAUUAUAGAUGAUAAGCAAAAUUCUGUGAAACUAUAUCAAUAUGCAAAAGUAAAAGAUAUAAUAAUGAGAAAUGUGUAUG
This is a messenger RNA of Harpegnathos saltator (Jerdon's jumping ant), 1972 nucleotides long. It is a transcript of the gene Snap29, whose product is annotated as Synaptosomal-associated protein 29kDa. Gene Ontology annotation, biological process: synaptic vesicle priming; synaptic vesicle fusion to presynaptic active zone membrane; exocytosis. Gene Ontology annotation, cellular component: plasma membrane; SNARE complex. The transcript is spliced from 2 exons. The record is from RefSeq and is a predicted model, not a curated record. The coding region runs from base 175 to 957 and encodes 260 amino acids. Gene Ontology annotation, molecular function: SNAP receptor activity; syntaxin binding. NCBI's taxonomy places the organism in Eukaryota, Metazoa, Arthropoda, Insecta, Hymenoptera, Formicidae.